Molecule: messenger RNA, 1617 nt
Organism: Gossypium arboreum
Lineage: Eukaryota; Viridiplantae; Streptophyta; Magnoliopsida; Malvales; Malvaceae
Product: reticulon-like protein B17
Exons: 7
Coding region: 131-1453 (440 amino acids)
Source: RefSeq, a predicted model, not a curated record
AAGUCUCAAUCAAAACCCCCUCUCCAGCACUACCUCCAACAUCAUCUUCCUCUUUUAAUUCUCCUAAAUUAUCUCUCGCUGACUCCCCCCGGAAAUCUUGCUUGCAAUUAAUUCCAGCUUUGCUAUCAAAAUGGAACCAAGUUCGACCCCACCUUCACACCGCUCAAACCCCAUUUCUCACACUAAAUCUGCUUCACGUCUAGCAAGAAUCGGCUACUCUGUUGUUGAAUCCGGAGAACGAGAAAGACCCACCAUCCCCCAUCUUUCUUUGGACCACAUUUCGCCUUCCCCCAAGAAACUAACUACUCCAGCUUCGCCCUCCCCUCUUUCUCUCCGAUCAUCUACCAACUCUCUGCCUCUCCAAGAACUUUUGCUUCUCUCCCCUGCAUCUCCUCUGAGGAGAUCAAGAACCCGACUCGCCGAUAGGCUCGAAAUGGUGGAGGAAGUUGGUGCGGCGGAGCUAGGUGGUGGUUCUCGUAGGAAAUGCAAAAGCAGGGCUUCUCAGACGGGUGUUUUGGGAUGUGGGACCCCUAGGAACAGUAGAAGGUCGAGGAGGAGAAUGGAGAUGGAGUUAAGAGAAGAUAGGGAUUUGGUUUUGGGAGAGGAGAUGGGGAAACCAAGGAAAAGGCGGCAUAGUGGGAAAUCAAAGAAGGAGAAACUCAGUCUGGUCCCUGCUCUUCCUUCUUCAAAAGCCGAUGAUUGUGAAAAAUGUAAUCUUGAUCGAAUGGGGGAGAUGAUUAGUGAUCUGGUUAUGUGGAGGGAUGUUGCAAAAUCAAGUCUUUGGUUUGGAUUUGGAUGUUUAUGUUUCUUAUCCUCUUGCUUUACCAAAGGUGUUACUUUUAGCAUUUUCUCGGUGAUAUCUCAUAUUGGUCUUUUGUGUUUGGGGGUUUCCUUCUUCUCCAACUCCAUAUAUCAAAAUGUUGACAAGAUGAAUGAGUUCAAGCUAAAGGAAGAAGAUUUUCUCAGACCAGCUAAACUGAUUCUUCCAGCUACAAAUUUUGCAAUUUCAAAGAUGAGAAAACUCUUCUCUGGGGAACCAUCCAUGACCCUCAAGGUAGCUCCAUUGCUCCUCCUUGGAGCUGAGUAUGGCCACAUUAUAACCCUGAGGAGACUAUGUGCAUUUGGAUUUUUCAUCAGCUUCUCCGUGCCAAAACUGUACUCUCGCUACUCUGGUCUGAUAAACAAAAAGGCUGAGUACAUGAAAGAAUGGGGCAUGGAAACAUGGGGAGCUUGCUCUCAUAAAAAGCUUGUGGCAGCUUCAGCAGCAACAGCCUUUUGGAAUCUCUCUAGUAUUAAAACCCGUAUUUUUUCUGCAUUCAUAGCUAUGGUGAUAAUCCGGUAUUGCCGGCAACAUCUAGUGCAAGACUCGGUUGAAGUGGAGGCCGAAGAAGUGGAACGAGAGCUGUCACAGAAGGCCUUGGUGGUAGCAGGAGAGGAAUCAAAGAAAAACUAAUUUGGUUUUUUUCCCUUGUCCUAACACAAAUAAACUACUGUGAUAAUGUUGGAUUCUUUUUAAUAGGCUGAUCAGAUUUUUAACAGAAUAAAAACAAUAAACACCAACAAGAUGUUUGAUUUUGACAUGUAUAAUAGAGAAGGAAUUUGUUUCUUUUGUUCUCC